Messenger RNA from Antrostomus carolinensis (chuck-will's-widow), 809 nucleotides. Its product is annotated as HPS3 biogenesis of lysosomal organelles complex 2 subunit 1. The transcript has 5 exons. The record is from RefSeq and is a predicted model, not a curated record. Gene Ontology annotation, biological process: organelle organization. The annotation marks the transcript as partial. Lineage: Eukaryota; Metazoa; Chordata; Aves; Caprimulgiformes; Caprimulgidae. Gene Ontology annotation, cellular component: cytoplasm; BLOC-2 complex.
AUGUUGUGUAGUAACAGUGAAAAUACUGUUCCUCAGCUCUUGGUGGAUUUCUGGGAAGCUCUUCUUGUAGUGUGCUCUCAGGAGGAAAUACUUCAGGAGCUUUUAUUGAGGGUUACAUCUCAGUAUGUUUGGAGAAUAUCAAAGAAGCAACUUCCUGAGACUAAGCCAUUGAAGACAACAGAGGAUCUGAUAAACUCCUGCAGUCAUUUUGGGUUGAUUUUCCCAUGGGUAACUACCAUAAUGUCAGUGGGAUCUCCAUCUGAAAAAGAUUACCAUGAAGAUACCUCAAAACUACAGUCUCUUUUAUGUAGCCAGACAAUCAAUACAGCUUCAGCUCUGCCCAUCUUGGAGCCUCUGACAGAGGCUGGCAAUGUUGGCCUCACCAUCUGUGUUCUCUGCAAUACCCGUCUAGGCAAGUAUGAGGAAGCCAUUGACCAGCUUCUCAAAAGGUGUCCUGAUGCAGCUGUAUUAUAUGCUCAGCACGAGCUGAAAGAUGACAGUCGGGCUUUGUGGUGGAACAAGCUGCUUCCUGAACUUUGCAAGAGAACCAGACUUACUGGAAAUGACUGCCCUGUUCUUAUUUCAUUGCUGAAAGAAACUUUAUCAGUUGUUGCAAUGGAACUGGAACUAAGGGAUUUCCUCAGUCUUCUACCAGAGGAUGGAACUGCAGCAUUUUUCCUGCCUCAUCUUCUUCACUGCAGCCAGAGGAAGCUGCUGACUUAAAGCAAUGAAAGUCUACUGUGCACCCAAAUACAAAGAAUGUGCUGGAAUGAAAAAAUUAAAUGAAACAAACAGUAGAACUCCAUGUA